Molecule: messenger RNA, 4403 nt
Organism: Gasterosteus aculeatus aculeatus (three-spined stickleback)
Lineage: Eukaryota; Metazoa; Chordata; Actinopteri; Perciformes; Gasterosteidae
Product: cytoplasmic phosphatidylinositol transfer protein 1
Biological process (GO): phospholipid transport
Cellular component (GO): cytoplasm
Molecular function (GO): phosphatidylinositol transfer activity; phosphatidylinositol binding
Source: RefSeq, a predicted model, not a curated record
GCGAGCUCAUUAGCGCCCAAUCAGUCCGUGAAGAGGCCCCGCCGGCUCCUCAUGAAAGAACUCCGUCGUAACUCGGGGUGCAAUCCGUAACCCGGACCGACCAUCCCCUCCACAUGCGCUGACACGUCUCCAGACAUUACACACAUCCCGGCGGCUGGCGGACGGAUCGCUCCCUCGGCGAGCUUUCUGACACAUAGCGAGAACAUCGAAGAGAGGGGGAGAGAGAGAGAGAGAGAGAGAGAGAGAGAGAGAGAGACACGCGCGCGCGCGGGGAGGGAAGAUGUUGCUGAAGGAGUACAGGAUAUGCAUGCCCCUCACGGUGGAGGAGUAUCGGAUUGGGCAGCUGUACAUGAUCAGUAAACACAGCCACGAGCAGAGUGAUCGAGGGGAAGGAGUGGAGGUUGUCCAGAACGAACCAUUUGACGACCCGGCGCACGGCCAAGGACAGUUCACAGAGAAAAGGGUCUACCUCAACAGUAAAUUACCCACCUGGGCUCAGGCGGUGGUUCCCAAAAUCUUCUACGUGACAGAGAAAGCGUGGAACUACUACCCUUACACCAAAACAGAAUAUACAUGCUCAUUCUUGCCCAAGUUCUCCAUCCACAUAGAGACAAAAUACGAGGACAACAAAGGAAGCAACGACAAUAUCUUUGACAACGAGCUGAAGGAGCAGGAGAGGGAGGUGUGCUUCGUCGACAUCGCCUACGAUGAGAUCCCCGAGCGCUACUACAAAGAGUCUGAGGACCUGCGCUAUUUCAAGUCUGAUAAGACUUCCCGGGGGAUUCUUCAGGAGGGCUGGAGAGACACCCAGGACCCCAUCAUGUGCUCAUACAAACUGGUCACUGUCAAGUUUGAGGUGUGGGGUUUGCAGACCCGUGUGGAGCAGUUUGUACACAAGGUGGUUCGCGAUGUGUUGCUGCUGGGACACAGACAGGCCUUUGCUUGGGUGGAUGAGUGGAUCGACAUGACAAUGGAUGAGGUGAGAGAGUUUGAGCGCACCAUCCAGGAGGCCACCAACCAGAAGAUAGGGAUUUUUCCUCCGUCAAUCUCCAUCAGCGAGACGCCCCUGUCCUCCUGUUCCCUCACCGGUCCUGCCAGCGCCCCCACCACCCCGAUGUGCACUGAUGCGCCGGAGUCCCUCUCGGUCUCAAAGGACCGACCCCGCAAAAAGUCUGCUCCGGAAGCCCUCACCCUGCCUGACCCUGCCACAAGUGGCGAUCCGCAAGGCUCUGCCACGAGCCCGGUGCCUAUUUCAAACCACCUCCAAUCAUCUACCCCGCCCGCCUCCAACGAGGACAUUGCUGAGAAGCAGUAGAGGGACCUUGGGAUGACCUCCUUUACCCAAUGCUUUACUUAUUUCCCAAGCCCCAUUGUCUUCGUAGCCCAACAAGACUAGCAUAACCUCACAAACACAAGUGGCCAGACAUUAAAGUUAUCCAGCCAUAUCUAAUGAUUUGCCGUACACCUGAACACACUCACAGUUGACGUCCAUAUCGGGGUCACUGAUGCCUUGCAGGCAGCUGUGGGCCCGGCUCCUCGUCUAGCGAGCCACACAUCUAUUUUAACAACUAUUACGUGACAUCAAAUCGAAACAAAGUGCAUCUUUAGUCAUUACUUGUUAAGCCCCGUGAAUGAAUUAUUUUUAGCGUUUCCUUUUUACGUUUUCUAGAAUCAGACAAGCCGAUUGCUUUCAGGUUGUUGAAAUAAGUAGUUGCCUUAGCGCCAUGGAGCCCGUGGUGUUCAUACGUUUCGACAAUGUUUGCGAAUGAAUGCCUGACAUUUAUUAAAUUACAAAUCAAUGACACAAACAGAAGCAGCACAGUAGAACUAAUAUGUGAGCGUAAAACACACCAGAUUCCCUUAGUAAGCAGUUUCCUGAAUAGGCCUGUGGAUCAGAUUGCACUCAUCUUUUCAAUCCCAAACUCCAAUUAUACAACAGAUGCAAGAUCAGUACAAUCAGAGUUUACACCUCAGGUCUCCCAGACUCUGGCUGGCCCCCACUCUAAAGGCAGGGAUAUUACUAGAACUUUCUCUCUCUGCUUAUUGCCAAACAGCCACAUUUUAUACCUCUACAGAUGUUACAAAACAGCAACUAUUGUAUGUACUGUAGCAGUCUACUUAACCCUUGGAAUGUUUACAAAUCAGAAACCUUGGAUCAUUUGCAUAAUGGCAGUUGUGUUGUACUUUAAGCUGUUGUAUCUGCAUCUAGCAUGGCAAUGACGAUGACGGUUUAUUGAUUCUAAAGUAGAAUUAGUUGGAAGUGUAUUAUUGCAUACAGUAGGUCUUACCCAAGUGGACUGAGAGGUCAGUACAACAACAACUCCGAAGGAAAGUGUUGCCUGAAACCUUUUUAAAGCUGGACAAUUUGAUCAAAAUUAGAAAAUCCAAUUAUUGUCACAGGUAGGAACAAGGCCUGUGGGUAUUGGGCCAUUUUCUGAUUUUCAUGCACAUGGAGAUAAUGACAACCCAAAGCAUGAUGUCAGGAGAGGAGCACAUGAAUCAAGCUGACUUGAGAAUGUGCUUUGUCGGCUGUAGAGCAUUUGCUGAACUGCUGUUACCUUUUGACUUUGCCAGUGCUGGUUGGUUAUACUGAGCUCUGUCUUUUGUGGGCGUGUCAACAGCAACUUCUACUUAGAGCCCCCUUUCCCCCCCACAAUGCCAUCACUUAAUGGGUUUUAUAUGCUGCAUGGGAUGUUCACAACAUGUAUACACAUUAUGUGAAGUGUAUAUACAGUAUGUGUAUAUACUGUAAGCGAAUGGAUUGAUACAGUAUAUUUGGUGAUGCAACUGUGUGGAGGCGAGUGAAAAUCAACUUUGACAGCUGUAUACUGAUUUUGUACAAAUAUAAAAGGCAGUUUUUGAGUGAAACGUUGGCAUGCCCAGAGAAUAUAGGCCUAAAAUCUCUAACUCUGUGCCUCAGCAUGCAAAUAUUUGAUCAUCUCCUACAAGUGAUUAAACCAAAAUACUCUUAUAUACAGAAAAAACAUUUCAUUGCUUUGCUUUGCAUGUUUUCAAUCUCAAAUGUUUCAUUCAACCAAUUAUUAAAAAAUAGCAUUAGCUUCAUUCAUUAGCUUAACCAGAGGAUAUUCAAAUCAAACUAUCAGGGUUAAUGUUUGCUGUUUUUGCAGUCUCUUACAUUACAACUUGUUUUCCUGUGCAUACCAAGUUACAUCUUAUCAUUCAGUGGCAAUGCAUUAGUACCUUAUUUGACAGUGAAGAAAUGUGUUGGACAAGAGUAUUGUUGGGUUUGUUGGACCAUCCUCUUAUACAGUAUAUUGACUUUGAAGAGAUCUACUCCAGAAGAAAGUCCUUAAUGGUCUUGCCAUGAAAAAUGUUAAUAUGUACAGAUUCUCAAUUUGUUUUGUUAAAAAAGAAAAGAAAAAAAAAGCUAUUAAGCUGUAGCUUCGGUCUUGCUUUUUGAGGAUAAAAACCAUACAUGCCAGUUAUCCGCCCUCCUAUAUUGAAUUAUGUAAUGAUCAUACAUCUCUGGCAUUGACCGUCUCUCUUGUUCAGGACAGAUAUCCAGGGGCAUGUAUGAUCUAUGACUAUUAACAAUGCACAUAAUAUCUUGUGUAACAAUAAGCUCUGUUUAAAAGAGUAACAUUGGGUAUUGUAAAUACUAUUAAUGACUGAUAUGGUUUCUUACCCUGAAACUUUCACCAUUGCUGGUGUGAAAAUGUGCUCAAAGAGUUCAAAUAGAGAAGGAUGGUCUUAAGUGUCCGUAGGGAUGACGUCUAUUCGCAGACAUAAGUUAUUAGACAUAAAAGUUUGUUUAAAUCUAUGAAGUCAUCUAUUAAUACUGAAUAUCACCUAGUUCAUUCUUCAGAGUAUCAGGAAUCCUCAGUAGUGCACUUUUAAUUGUCCAGUUGCUUUUUGGUGGCGAAAUGAUUUGUACACGUAAAACUGAAUGAAGCUUUUCUUUUGGUGGGGUAGCUGCUUUCUCAUUACUUGCCAUGCUAAUUAAGAGUUUUUUAAGUAAACCUGCUGUACUUUAAAUCUGUGGUUGCUGUAUUGUUUUAAGGAAAAUCUUUCUUUAGAUUAUAGGACCAAGCUUUUUGCUCCCUCCUCCCUGCCUCUGUUGCAGUUUUUGCCUGAUAACUGGGGCUUGUCCAACCAACAGGUGUGAAUGAGUCCGCUGUACUGAACUGCUGGGACUGAAACCAGUAACAGUGUAUUUCACUCGGUGUUGUAGAUCAGGUGGCGUUUUUCUUUUGCAGCUUUCUACUUUAAUCCUAAACUGGUCCUAAAUGCGCCAUUUCUGUUUGGGAAGUCACUCUUAGUUCUUCCACUGUAUCUAUUAAUGUGUUUGUUUUAUUUUUACUUCCAUUUGAGUUUGAUUUUGUUCUUUAUUGUAAUUGUUUACUUUCUCAGAAACAGAAAAAUAAACUUUACUAGCUAUUGCA